Molecule: messenger RNA, 1900 nt
Organism: Solanum lycopersicum (tomato)
Lineage: Eukaryota; Viridiplantae; Streptophyta; Magnoliopsida; Solanales; Solanaceae
Source: RefSeq, a predicted model, not a curated record
GCAUUUCCGAUACAACAGCUUCAACACUCACAAUACUUCCUCACAUUUCUCCAUUUCUUCUCUGUAAAUUCCGGCGACCGGAAAAUUUUCACGAUGGACGUUCGCCGGCGAGCUGUAAAACCCCUUGACGCUUCCAAACACAUUUCCUCCGGAGAACCUCUCAGACCCCAUAAUCAAGAUUCCUCUGUUAAAGCUUCAGAUGCUCUUCCAUUACCGUUGUAUCUUACAAAUGGUUUGUUCUUCACCAUGUUUUUCUCUGUCAUGUAUUUUCUUCUACACAGAUGGCGUGAGAAGAUCCGUAAUGGAAUUCCACUCCACGUGCUCAACUUUUCUGAAUUAGUUGCUAUCUUUUCGUUGAUCGCUUCAGUUAUUUAUCUGUUGGGGUUCUUUGGUAUUGGGUUUGUUCAAUCUUUCGUUUCUAAAGGAAAUAAUGAUUCUUGGGACGUUGAAGAUGAAACCCCAGAACAAUUUAUUGAUACAACUGUUACAUCACCACCUGUUCGACGAAAUAUCCCAAUGAAAUCUGUACCUGUUGAUGAAAAAGAUGCUCAGAUAAUCACACCAUUUUCGUUAGAGGACGAUGAGGUGAUUAUCAAAUCGGUGGUGGAAGGGAGAAUACCAUCAUAUUCAUUGGAAUCUAAGUUGGGUGACUGUAAAAGAGCUGCUUUUAUUCGAAAAGAGGCGUUACAGAGGAGUUCAGGGAAGUCAUUGGAUGGGUUACCAUUAGAUGGAUUUGAUUAUGAAUCAAUUCUUGGACAGUGUUGUGAGAUGCCAAUUGGGUAUAUUCAAAUACCAGUGGGAAUAGCUGGACCUUUGCUGCUUAAUGGGAAUGAGUUUUCUGUGCCAAUGGCAACCACAGAAGGAUGUUUAGUUGCUAGUACUAACAGGGGUUGUAAAGCCAUUUAUGUUUCCGGUGGCGCUACCAGUGUUUUGUUUAGAGAUGGGAUGACUAGAGCUCCUGUAGUUAGGUUCGGCAGCGCAAAGAGAGCUGCAGAGUUGAAGUUCUUCGUCGAGGAUACAAUGAAUUUCGAGACUCUAUCUGUUGUAUUCAAUAAAUCAAGCAGAUUUGCCAGAUUACAGAACAUUCAAUGUGCAAUAGCUGGAAAGAAUCUAUACAUGAGGUUUAGCUGUAGCACUGGUGACGCGAUGGGAAUGAACAUGGUUUCCAAAGGUGUACAAAACGUUCUUGAUUACCUUCAGAAUGAGUACCCCGACAUGGACAUCAUUGGCAUAUCUGGGAACUAUUGCUCGGACAAGAAACCAGCAGCAGUUAAUUGGAUUGAGGGGAGAGGAAAGUCGGUAGUUUGUGAGGCAAUCAUCAAGGAAGAGGUGGUGAAGAAAGUUCUGAAAACUGAGGUUGCUGCUCUAGUUGAGCUGAACAUGCUUAAAAACCUCACUGGCUCUGCCAUGGCUGGUGCACUUGGUGGCUUCAACGCCCAUGCCAGCAAUAUUGUCUCAGCUGUAUAUUUAGCCACUGGCCAAGACCCGGCUCAAAAUAUUGAAAGCUCUCACUGCAUCACUAUGAUGGAGGCUGUAAAUGAUGGCAAGGACCUCCAUAUAUCCGUCACCAUGCCUUCAAUUGAGGCAGCUAAUGCUUCAAAAAUUGUACAGAUUUUCUUGAAAUAUAUAUAUAAUCAUCAUCAUCUUUGCAAUAAAGGAUUAAUAUUUUCAUAUUAUUGGAGACAAGAUGAUCUGUAUGCUGUGUUAUAUGUAUUAAUAUAUGCAAAUAUUUUUUUAAAAAAAAAGAUAUGUGGGGAUAAGGUAGUUGGUAUUAUUAAUAAGUUUCAAUAUGUGUCAAGGUGGAUGACCUUAUAAUGUCUUCUAAUUUUGUACUAUUACUUUGUAAUUUAGGGCCAAAAAUUAAAAUGGCAUCUCAAUAUGGGUAUUGUUUUGCUCUGCA